AUGAUUCGCGCUAAAGUGACAUCUGAACUUGAUGACGCUUGCAUGCCAUUACGUAAAUGGAAAUCGAAUAACCAAGAAUUAAUGUUUAAUGAAACGUCUAAUCCUUCUCUUGAUCUUAAUAUGGGUCAUUCUGAGCCAAGCAAAACCCUGGGAUUGGGUUGGUUGACACACUCAGAUGAUCUAUGCUUUCCCGCAAAUUCACCAUUAAGUCCUAAACACACUAAGCGUGAGAUGUUGUCCAUCAUAUCGCAAGUCUUUGAUCCCAUGGGAUUAUUGGCUCCAUCCAUAAUACAGAUGAAGAUGUUACUUCAAAGACUUUGGUUAAAGGGGAUAUCUUGGGAUGAAAGGUUACCUAACGAUAUUCAAAUUAUAUGGAUAGAGUUUGUCAAAAGUUUGUCAUAUUUAAAUGAUCUUCGAAUACCUCGUCGCGUAGUUUGUAACGAUCAUCAGACAGUGGAGUUCCACGUGUUCACUGAUGCUUCUGAACGAGCUUAUGGUGCUUGUUUGUAUGUCAGAAGUGUUAGCAAUAGUGGUCAGGUUUUGGUGCGUUUAUUGAUGGCAAAGAGUCGUGUCGCUCCCUUAAAACCUACCACCAUACCCAGGCUUGAGCUUUGUGCAGCUCUGGUGGGGGCUCGUUUAUAUAACUCAGACCAUACACCAUUAACGCCUGGACAUUUUAUUAUUGGCCGUCCACUGACUUGUUUACCACAGCCAGACUACCAAAAUCAUUCUACUCACAGCUUGACUCGCUUUCAACGCAUCGAGCAGCUUCGUCAACAUUUUUGGUCAAGGUGGAGCAAGGAAUAUAUCAGUGAACUUCAGCACCGAGUGAAGUGGCGUUUAUGUCAAGACAACUUGAAACCAAAUGAGUUGGUUGUAAUCAAAGACGACCAUUUACCGCCGCUUAAGUGGAAGCUGGGCCGAGUCAUGGCAGUCCAUGCAGGAUCCGACGGAGUUGUUCGAGUCGCGGACAUCCGCACUUCCUCUGGAGUAAUCCGAAGAGCUUUGAAUAGGAUCUGCCCAUUGUUUCAAAACAUUUAUAACAAAAACCCUUCUCACACGUAUUGCACUGUUGAUAUGCUGUGGAGCCUUAGGGCGCGACCUAUAAGCCAUCAAGUGGCACUAAGGCACCAGGCACCAGGCGAACGAGGACUGUCGUCGCUGCUUCUGCAAAAAAAUGACUUGUCUAACAUAGUGUUUAUGUGA
Pectinophora gossypiella (pink bollworm) is the source of this 1206-nucleotide messenger RNA. RefSeq lists its product as uncharacterized. The transcript has 5 exons. The record is from RefSeq and is a predicted model, not a curated record. The coding region runs from base 1 to 1206 and encodes 401 amino acids. NCBI's taxonomy places the organism in Eukaryota, Metazoa, Arthropoda, Insecta, Lepidoptera, Gelechiidae.